Molecule: messenger RNA, 1206 nt
Organism: Ylistrum balloti
Lineage: Eukaryota; Metazoa; Mollusca; Bivalvia; Pectinida; Pectinidae
Product: zinc finger BED domain-containing protein 4-like
Exons: 2
Coding region: 1-1206 (401 amino acids)
Molecular function (GO): DNA binding
Source: RefSeq, a predicted model, not a curated record
AUGGCGACCGAUCUCAAAUCUCCACCGGCGACUUUCAAAUCCAAAAUAUGGAAGCAUUUUGGAUUUAGACAGGAAGAUAAAGAUGGUAAGGUAGUAACAGUGUUUACAACUUGUCGCCACUGCGAUAUGAAUGUAUCUUAUAAAUGUGGGAACACAACAAAUAUGGCGACGCACUUGAAACGCCAUUACAAGGAUAUCUACGAAAGUCUUUCUCAUGAGUUAUCACGAAAGAAAGAGAAAACAACAACACAGGAAUCGAGUAACACUAGCUGUACUACUGGUCAACUACGCCUUCAAGAUACAAGGCCGUUAUUUGAGUCUCAUACAGCUGAAAACUUGGCAGAUGUGUUACAGGAAACUGUGAAGGAGUGGAAAUUAAAAAGGACAGUAAAAGUUGGAGAAGUUCUUUCAGACAAAAGGAUUGCUGUUGCCACAGACAAUGCUUCAAAUAUUGUUAAAGGUGUAAAUCUAGCUGGUUUUGAACCACACAUUAGAUGUUUCGCUCACUGCUUAAAUUUGGCAGCCCAUAAAGCUAUGCAGAUAAGCUCUGUUUCUCGACUUUUGGGUAGAAUGAGACGAAUAGUCACAUUUUUCCACUCAAGUUCCACAGCUACAAAGAAACUUAAAGAUAAACAGAAAGCAUUGAACCUUCCAGCAAAAAGACUUGUCCAAGAUGUGAAGACCAGAUGGAAUUCCAGUUUUGAUAUGAUGAGUACUUUUCUGGAACAGCAGCCAGCUGUAUAUGCAACAUUAACGGAGAAAGACAUUAAAAAGAACCUUAAAGAAGUUGUAACCCUAUCUGACACGGACAUUUCUCUAGCUGAGGAGUUGGUAGAUGUGUUGAAGCCCUUGAAAACCAUAACCACCAUCAUGUGUGAGGAAAAAUCACCCACUAUAUCUCUAGUUCACCUGAUGAAGGAACGACUGCUAAGGCAACUGAGAGAAAAUGAGUCUGAUUCAGGUCUUGCUGCCCAGGUAAAAACAGAAAUACGUAAUGACAUCGAGUCAAGAUAUUCUGAUCCAGACAUCAUCAGAUGGCUUGAGAUGUGCUGUGCCCUGGAUCCCAGAUUCAAGACCCUGCCCUAUCACGACCAGGUCGAAGCCAAUCGAGUCUAUGGCAAUCUUGUAGACAUGAUGACAGAAUCAGAAGAAGAGGUAUUUUUGCAUGAUUUAAUAGUUGAAUAUCUGUUGAAUUUAGCAAAUUAA